Molecule: messenger RNA, 243 nt
Organism: Adineta steineri
Lineage: Eukaryota; Metazoa; Rotifera; Eurotatoria; Adinetida; Adinetidae
Source: the annotation of a GenBank genome assembly
AUGGCAAAAAUAAUUUGUAUUUCGGCUGUUAUAUUGAUAAUCUUAGCUUUGGAUAUUCAACAGGCUUUGUCAUCAGGAGGUGAUAAUAAUAUGUUAUUCUUCAGACCAGAUUUUGCAUCAACGUUUCUUGGAGGCUGUAAACAACAACGACAUGCUCAUAUUUCACAUAAAACAGAUGACGUAGGUGAAUUAGAUUUUAGUGAAGAUUACAAAGAGUUGGCACGUGGUGGUACCGGCGAUUAG